CCCCGUCUACAAAAGCUCCGGCAAUCCCCCGCACCGGGAGCCCCAAAAAGCCAUUCCCUCUUUUUCUCAUCAUCUAUUUCCUCCGUCACCAGAUCGCCAGAUUUUUCCUGAUACUUCCGACCGCGGAGAGGAGAGAUCCCAUCGAGCUCGCGCAUUCGUGGUUCCAUCCUCUGCGUCGCGCGGCGGCGAUCUCGAUUCGUUGUUAGUAGUUUCGAUUUCAAUCGCCAUGGGAUUGGGGAAGAGCGAGGCGGGCUCGUCGUCGUCGCGGCUGGACCCGGCGCCGCUGCUGCCGCAACACGGCAGCGCGGAAGGCGGGGGCGGCGGCGGCCUGUCGUCGCAGCCCAAGACGUUCGCGAACGUCUUCAUCGCGGUGGUCGGCGCCGGCGUGCUGGGCCUGCCCUACACCUUCUCGCGCACGGGGUGGGCGGCGGGGUCCAUCCUGCUGCUCACCGUGGCGCUGCUCACCUUCCACUGCAUGAUGCUGCUGGUCUCCUGCCGCCGCCGCCUCGCGGACGAGCACCACCCCAAGGCGCUCGCCUCGUUCGGGGAUCUGGGCGCCGCCGUCUUCGGCGCGCCGGGCCGCCACGCCGUCGACGCCAUGCUGGUGCUCAGCCAGGCCAGCUUCUGCGUCGGCUACCUCAUCUUCAUCUCCAACACCCUGGCGCACCUCUACCCGGCCGCCUUCGCCCCGUCCCCGAACCUCCUCCUCUCCCCCAAGGCGCUCUUCCUCUACGCCAUGCUGCCGUUCCAGCUCGGGCUCAACUCCAUCAAGACGCUCACCCUCCUCGCCCCGCUCAGCAUCUUCGCCGACGUCGUCGACCUCGGCGCCAUGGGGGUCGUCGUGGGCCAGGACGUGUCCGUCUGGCUCGCGGCCCGCCCGCCCGUGGCCGCGUUCGGCCCCCCCGGCGCGCUCCUCUACGGCGUCGGCGUCUCGGUCUACGCAUUCGAGGGCGUCUGCAUGGUCCUGCCCCUCGAGGCCGAGGCCGCCGACAAAAGGCGCUUCGGCGCCACGCUCGGGCUCUCCAUGGCCUUCAUCGCCGCCAUGUACGGGGUGUUCGGCGCCAUGGGGUACGUCGCGUUCGGCGACGCCACGCGCGACAUCAUCACCACCAACCUCGGCGGCGGCUGGCUGUCGGCCGCCGUGCAGCUGGGGCUGUGCGUCAACCUCUUCUUCACCAUGCCCGUGAUGAUGAACCCGGUGUACGAGGUCGCCGAGCGCAUGCUCCGCGGCAAGCGCUACUGCUGGUGGCUGCGCUGGUUGCUCGUGGCCGCCGUCGCGCUCGCGGCCAUGCUCGUGCCCAACUUCACAGAUUUCCUCGCGCUCGUCGGGAGCAGCGUCUGCGUGCUGCUGGGCUUCGUGCUGCCGGCCACCUUCCACCUCAAGGUGUUCGGCGCCGAGAUGGGCUGGCUCGCGGUUCUCAGCGACGCGCUCCUCGUCGUGCUCGGCCUCGUCCUCGCCGUCUUCGGCACCUACUCGUCGCUGGUGCAGAUCUUCCACUCCUCCAGCGCUUGAUUCAUGGAUCGCUACGCCGGUGCGCCGACGAUUAUUUUGGUCGGUGCAUCGGGCUCAUCCACGCACUAUGGAGAAGCACAAGGGGAUCAGAAGAUGAGAGGGGAGUUGCCUGG
Lolium rigidum is the source of this 1626-nucleotide messenger RNA. RefSeq names its product amino acid transporter AVT3B-like. Gene Ontology annotation, molecular function: amino acid transmembrane transporter activity. The record is from RefSeq and is a predicted model, not a curated record. Bases 227 to 1513 code for a protein of 428 amino acids. Gene Ontology annotation, biological process: amino acid transmembrane transport. The transcript has a single exon. Gene Ontology annotation, cellular component: vacuolar membrane. NCBI's taxonomy places the organism in Eukaryota, Viridiplantae, Streptophyta, Magnoliopsida, Poales, Poaceae.